UUUAUGCCCAUGCCCGUCGGCCAGCUCCAGAAUCCUAUAUUCAGGGACCAGCGAGUGGAAGAACUGAAUUUGGCGACAUUUUACCCCGCAGCCCUGACGGAGCACAAUCUAGGGCAAGCCAUGGUGCUUCCCAUGCCGGAGAAUGCGCCUGCACGCGUGUUCGGUGUACCGAGGAAUAUCCUGGUCGAGUAUCGGAUGUUGACGAAACCUGUUACCGUCGUGCGGGACGUGUCGCUCAUAGUUGCGGACAAGCUGCAGGCUGCUAGCCAGGAAUCGAGUGAAAAGCAUCGGAUGGUAUUCACUGGUAUGAAGGGGAAUGGCAAGAGUUCUCUGUUGCUUCAGGCUGUUGAGUUUGCUAGGUCAAACCGCUGGAUCAUCAUGUACAUCCCUCGAGCCGUCGAUCUGGUCAACUCAACGACACAUUACACCUAUGACCUGCGGACACAGACCUACCUUCAACCGGUCUUCGCAUACCAGACGCUGCAGCGCUUCAAGACGGUCAACCUCUCGGCGCUGCAGUCCCUGACUACCGAAAAGGUGAUCGAAGUCGAGAACAGGUCUCCCGUACCCGUUGGAACGAAGCUCGCGGACUUGGCCGACAUCGGCCUAAACGACCAGGCCGUGGCGCCGACGGUGCUGUCUGCGCUGAUGGAGGCGCUGGGGGCGCAGACGCAGUAUCCCGUUCUACUUGCCAUCGACGACUUCCAGGCGCUGUUCACGAACACGACGUACCGGGACCCGCACUUUGCGAUGCUCAAGUCGUGGCAUCUGUCUAUGCCUCGGCUGCUCAUGGAAUACGCCGGCGGCGAAAAGACCUUCGCACGGGGUGCGGUCCUCGGCGCGCUGUCUUCCACCAAUACCGCGUUCAAGCUCAAUGCGCAGCUGGGUCACGCGCUCAAGCUGCAGCCGUGGAAGAAGCCCUCGCCGUACCUCAAGAUCCCACCCGAGAUCCUCCGGUACACCAAGGGCAUCGAGCGGCUGAGAGUCCCCGACCGUCUGCAAGUGAACGAGGCGGCGUCGAUAUUUGAGGUGUGGUCGAAGACCAAGGCGCUGCACACUCACGCGGACGACGGGCUGUUCAUGGCGAAGUAUACGGAGGCGAGUGGGAACGCUAGGGAUUUUGUCUGGAAGGGGCUUUUGGCUACCCUCGAGACAUAGUAUUACCUUGUGUUCGACGGCGCAUCAUAUAUACUAGUUUUAGUUU
Heterobasidion irregulare TC 32-1 is the source of this 1204-nucleotide messenger RNA. RefSeq lists its product as uncharacterized. Gene Ontology annotation, cellular component: mitochondrial small ribosomal subunit. The transcript is spliced from 7 exons. Bases 4 to 1158 code for a protein of 384 amino acids. Lineage: Eukaryota; Fungi; Basidiomycota; Agaricomycetes; Russulales; Bondarzewiaceae. Gene Ontology annotation, molecular function: structural constituent of ribosome. The record is from RefSeq and is a predicted model, not a curated record.